Lodderomyces margitis is the source of this 1095-nucleotide messenger RNA. RefSeq lists its product as uncharacterized. Lineage: Eukaryota; Fungi; Ascomycota; Pichiomycetes; Serinales; Debaryomycetaceae. The transcript has a single exon. Bases 1 to 1095 code for a protein of 364 amino acids. The record is from RefSeq and is a predicted model, not a curated record.
AUGGAUUUCGUCGACAAAGCACCCUUGUCUCUAGAUAGGGAUAGAGUCACAUGCUUGCUUUUGAUUAAUACUCAUCUUAUGAAAAAAUGCAGUAACAUGUAUACCAAUGUCAUUUGUAACCAAUCGUUAAUGCAACAAAUGUCAAAUGAAAACCGAGCCAACAUUACUCAGUCGUACGCUAACUACAUCAAGAGACUACAGUGUAAUCUAACGACCUUGAACUACAUAUACGAAAAAUAUCAUGGUCUGCAACAGCAGCAGCAACAGGCCUCAAGAUCUACAUUUCCUGUGGUAUUAUCGGCACCUCCAGAUAUGCCUGAGUUGUUUCCUUUGUACGCAAAGUUACAAGAGUUGUAUGCAGAAGCAUUGCAGUACUUGAGAAUGAAGAUGGAUGAGAUGAGGAAACAACAGAUGUUUCAACAACAAAAGCAGCAGCAAAUGCAGCCACAGCAAUCAGGUGGAGGGGGUAUGAGCCAAUUCCAACAACCACCAUUACCAUCCCAACAACAGCAGCAGCAGCAACAACAACAGCCCAAUCUGAUGCACCUACAACAGCAACAGGUUCCCACACAGCUGCAGUUGAAUAUGCAACAACAAAGUCAACCUAUGCGACAACCACAGAUGCAACCAUAUCAGCAGCAACAACAACAGCAUGCACAACCACGUCUACAUCCACAGAUGCAACAGCAACAACAACCACCACAACCACCCACACAACAGCCCCAACAACAGCAACAACAACCCCCACUCUCGGCAACGAAUUCUCAAUUCCAACAGCCAUUCGAUGAUAUGUUACUCGCAGACACAUUCACUAACCCCUCCUCACGCGCACCGCUGGGCAUGAGCAUGAAUACAACUGGCGUGGGAGUCGAUUUCACCAACCAGAAUUUCAGCAAUGGUGGAGUGAUGAUGGGCAAUGGAAUAAACAAUAGUGCGCUAAACAGUGGAUUAAAUAGUGGCGGCAACAGUUUCCAAAUGUCGACAUUAUCACCACAACAAAUUUUGCAACAAGCUAAUGAAGCUAAGAGUAAUACUAGUGAUAACAAUAAUGGUAACACUCCACAUCUUGAUCUGAAUGAAUUUGGAAUAUUUUGA